Aspergillus bombycis is the source of this 1203-nucleotide messenger RNA. RefSeq names its product CMGC protein kinase. Gene Ontology annotation, molecular function: protein kinase activity; ATP binding. The transcript is spliced from 3 exons. The coding region runs from base 1 to 1203 and encodes 400 amino acids. Lineage: Eukaryota; Fungi; Ascomycota; Eurotiomycetes; Eurotiales; Aspergillaceae. Gene Ontology annotation, biological process: protein phosphorylation; spliceosomal complex assembly; regulation of mRNA processing. The record is from RefSeq and is a predicted model, not a curated record.
AUGCCCCAGGACGCAAAGACUGAUAUUGAGGAAGGCACGCAGGUGUAUCGCCUGGGAGGGUUUCACCCCGUGUACAUCGGCGAUGUGUUCAAACACCGGUACAAAGUCCUGAACAAGAUCGGAUACGGUGUGUAUUCAACAGUCUGGCUGGUGCGAGAUCUAGAACCCGUAGAAUCCGGCCCGGAGAAUGAGUUCCGAGCUCUCAAAGUGCUCAGUGCUGCAUGCUAUGAUGGCACGGAAGCCCCCAUCUUUGAGCGAGAGAUCUUGACCCAUCUCCGCCUCGGAGACCACCACCAGCUAGGGUACCGUCAUGUCUGUCAUCUCCUUGAUGACUUUGAGCAUCGUGGACCUAAUGGAAUUCACGUCUGCCUUGUCUUUGAGCUAAUGGGCGAGACGUUGCGGAGCUUCGGCGCCUGGUUCGCUGAAAGCAGACUGCCGAACUCGGUGAUGCGGAGGUUCACCAUCCAGCUCUUGCUGGUUCUCGAUUUUGCCCACGAACAUAAUGUCAUUCAUACCGAUAUCAAACCGGAUAACAUUUUCGUCAAGUUCAGGGACCCUUCCUUGAUCGAAUCCGGUUACCUGGCCGAUGUUGCGAUUCCCCAGCAGGAUCGGUCCGAGGAAGAGUACUCUGUCGUGCCCUCAACAUCGUUACGCCACUACUACUUUAACGAGGCCAACAGCAGGCACCCUACUGAGUUCGGCAUUGCAUUGGGAGACUGGGGCGUCUCCAGCUGGGCGGACCGACAUCUCUGCGAUAUGAUUCAACCCGUGGCCCUCCGAUCACCCGAAGUCCUUAUCAAAGCGCCGUGGGAUGUUAGCACCGAUUUCUGGAACCUGGGGGCUGUCGUGCUCGAGAUCUUCCAGGCGGUUCGCAUGUUCAGCGGGUCGGUCCCCCCGGACGGUCAUUAUGAGCUCAAGGAGCACCUGGCGGAGAUUGUGGACCUGUUUGGGCCCUUUCCCAAUGAGCUUUUGGAGAGAGGCAAUACGAGCCUGGUCCAAACCCUCUUUGAUGAUGAUGGCCGGAUCAAAGACGCGCCGCCAAUGGAUCGGUCAGGCCUGGCGUCGGAAGCCUUUAUGCCAGGCCUCGACCAAGAGGUCAGGGACGAGUUUGCCUCCUUUCUGCAUGCGAUGAUGAAGAUAAAUCCCACUGAUCGGGUUUCGGCAGAGGACCUCUUACGACAUCCCUGGUUAGAUGCACUUUAG